AUGUCUUCGACCACCACUGCUGAAGCUUCGGCUCUCCGCAACAAAUCAUUUUAUAUGUCCUUUUCUGUCUUUCAGGUAGAAAGAGAGUUAUUCAAGAUCCCAACGGCCUACUUAACACAAUAUUCCACCAUUUUCAAUGAAAUGCUCACUCCGAAGCUGCCACCAGGGGCAGCAGCCAGGGGGCAAUGCGACGACAACCCUAUCAUACUUGAUGGUGUGAGCAAACUUGACUUCGAACGGUUUCUUACAACAGUGUUCAGAUUUCAAGUCGAGCCGACAAGGACUUUCAACACCGCCCAUUGGCUCUCUGUGCUGAAGCUAGCUAGCUUAUGGGGGUUUUCUGACCUCCGACAGACCGCUAUUACCAAGCUUUCAACAAGCGAGCCACGUCGAAUGUUCACCCCGAUAGGGCGGCUGGAGCUCGGACGCCAAUACAAAAUUGCAGCAUGGGUUGAGCAAGGUUAUACGGAGCUCGUAGAUCGACGCGAGAAAAUUAGUGAGGAAGAGGCGGAGCAGAUAGGGUGGAAAGCCCUCUUGAAGUUGUGCCACCUCCGCGAGGACUUCCGCAGCCCAGUACGAACAGUGGCGACGACGAACUCUGGAGGAUUUUUUGUCCCAGUGCCGCCACCAGCUUUCAUGUCGGGCUCAGACACCGUGGCACCACUGAGCCUGAGUGCCGCGCCCACGCUGACGAAGGCGAACUUGAAGAAAGAGAACCUGUCAUUGCCGCCGCCGGUGGUGACGACAGCAUCGGCGGUGCGCCAGGUAUUUUCGGAGGAGUUGAGGGAGAUCCGGGAGGCGGGCGUUGCGCUGAGCGUGCCUAUGCCGAGGAUCAUCGCAGCUCUCCCCCGCGCGCGGAGGGCGACUGUGCCUGCUGCUGGCGCCACUUCAGUGAAGGAUGCGUAG
This is a messenger RNA of Pleurotus ostreatus (oyster mushroom), 906 nucleotides long. RefSeq lists its product as uncharacterized. The transcript has 3 exons. The coding region runs from base 1 to 906 and encodes 301 amino acids. NCBI's taxonomy places the organism in Eukaryota, Fungi, Basidiomycota, Agaricomycetes, Agaricales, Pleurotaceae. The record is from RefSeq and is a predicted model, not a curated record.